AUGGAGCUGUACUUCAGCUCCUGCUCCAAGGCGGCCAGGGCUACCUCCACCAAGACGGCUGCCAGCAGCCUGGGUGACGAGUGGGGUCUUGGAGACGGGGGCCCUGGCCAUAUCAGGUCCCAUCAGGACCACGGACUAGGAGGGGAGGUGCCAGCUACGAUGGAGCUGUACCUCAACUUCUGCUCCAAGAAGGCCAAGGCUGACUCUAUCAAGACGGCCACCAGUAGCCUGGGGGAGGAGAAAAUGCUUACAAGGCAAGUCAAUCGACUACAAGACAACAACCAGCUACCUGGACGUCCUGAAGUUACCCAGUUCCAAAACUGGAUGCUCAUGGACCGCGUCCCAUCUUUCAGGGACCAGGAGCGACUCAUACGGCACAGGUACCUGGACAUGAUCAACCGAGAGCUGGAGUACCGGGAGCGCCGGGCGGAGGAGCAGCGCCGGCUCUGGAUGGACCGGGAGGACCGGCGGCACUGGGACCACGUGCGCAGGAAACUGGGGCUGCGCAGGAAAAUCGAGGAGGAAUGGAAGACAAAGGAGAUGCUGCUGCUCACGAGAAUCGUAGAAGACGUGAAGCGAGAAGCACGAAUAGAGGAGCAGCGGCGGCGGAACCGGGAGGAGAACGACAGGAAGAAACAAGUUCUUUUAGAGAAGAAAAUGGCUUAUCACUUACAAAAAAUGCAACAAAAUGGCCUCAGAAGAGAAGACACAGGGAAGAACACACCAGAUUACAGAGGACAGGAGGGUGCCGCGUACACCUCAGCUCCAGACACUCUGCUUUCCGCUCAGAAUUCACCCACAGGAAAUUUUCACAAAUCUUCACAGUCUUACUUGGGGCCUACCAAAGUUGACGAAUACAACAUUUCUUUUGCCCCACGUACAAACGAGGUGAAUGAGGUGACUUCUGACGAGCUGAACAGUAUCCUCCAGAACGUAAUGGCCUGGGUGGUGGCCACAGUGACCAGCAUCCUGUACCCAGCCAUCACCAGGUAUGAGGAGAGGCUGCAAAGCCAGGUGUACGCCAGGGGCGCGGAGUCCACCCUGUCUUCAGAGAGCUCCAGCUUCUGCAGCACCUGCAGCGAGGGUUUCGCCUACGGCAGCUACACCACGGCCACCACCAAGACCUUCCCCGGGGAGCCCCGUGCCUUCGCCAUGGACAUCGCGGUCCGGCACCCGCCCACGCCGCUGAAGCCGCUCUCUGCCCACGUGGAGCGGACGGUGGUCGAGAAGACCUACCACACGGAAGGCCCCCCUUCCGCCCACAUAGAGCGGACGGUGGUCGAGAAGACCUACCACACGGAAGCCACCGGGGUCUAUGUCCGCCCCAAGCUCAGAAGCUGCAAGUCUGACAGCCACCUCCUGGCCUCUUUUCAGGGAGGCGCACGGAAGUCCAAGGACGCCACCACGGAGACGGACGGCCUGGAGGGCCCGCUGCUUCCCAAGCGAAAAGCCAGAGCUGAAAUCAAGAACUUGGAGAAGAUCUUUGUGAACUUUAAGUGCCACCUGAAAGGGGAAACGGAGCUGAUUUUAGAGAGCGUCUUCCAGGAAAUCAUGUCCGACCUAACGCAGGCCGUUCCCGCCAUUUCUUCCGUCACCGCCGAGGUUUUCGUUGAAGCGAGUGAGCCCGAACUGGGAGACGUCCUCUCCAACGUGGACAUCAGCUCCGUGGCGUCCGAGAUCGUGGAGAACAUGCUCGAGACGCUCCAGUCCGCCGUCGAGAAAAAGUGCGUGGAGAUGUUUUCGCAGGAAGAUUGGCCGGUGGACAUGACGCCCAGCUUCCUGCCCGUCGGAGAAGGCCCCCUCCCGCCGAGCGCGAGACCCCCGCCGGCCUCCCUGCCGCAGCCCGGGGAGCCCAUGUGCGACAUGGCCGAGGACAUGGUGCAGGACAUCCUGAAGAAGCUGAUGGCUCUGGCGUCGGGUAAGCAGGACGAGCCUCCCCACCUGGCGUCCGUGACGAAGCCCCCCUCUCAGCAGCGCACGCCCGGCCCCGUGGGCACGUCCCUGCAGAGAGCCGACGCCAAGAGAGGGGGCCCCGAGCCCGACGGGGCCAGCUUCCUGGUUAAGGAGGAAAUACAGAGUUUGAUCUCCAGCAUCUUUGCCCAGUCCUCGCUGGUGGGCUACAUCGAGGAAGCCAUCAGCACCAUCCUCGGCUACGUCCAAACCGAACUGAACAACGAGCGGCUGGUGGCGUCUGAGGAAACGGUGGUCUUUCUCCGGCUGCUGGACGACAUCUUCACGCAGCUGCACCAGGAGCCGGUCAAGGCUGAGCCGCUGCCGCCCAUCAACGUGCCGGGCAUGGUCCUGUACUCCGACGACGACGACAGCGAGGAGAUAGACAGGAUCGUGGAGAACGCGCUGGACUCCUCUCUGAGGAACGAGAGGGCGAGAUCACGGGAGCAGGACCCCGAGUGCUGGCUCACAGGGAGGAGCGCGCGUUUGGGCAGAAACAGCAAACUGCCCCCACGGCCCGCUUCUCUCAGAAGCAAAGUCGUGUUUUGUGAGGGAUCCAAGACCGAGGGGUCGAGUGUUCACAAGAAAGAAGUUUUAAAGGGAAAAAUCUGCUCGAGUAAAGACACGCUGACCUUCAGCCAAGACCAAAGGCACCAAAUACAAGAGGCGUCGGCAAACGUGAUCAAAGGCAUUUUGACGGAGAUGCUCAAGGAGCAGCCUCCUCCUCCGCACCCCUCGGGCGGGAGAGCCGGCAAGGACGCCGCAGUCCUCCUCUCCGGGAAGCCUCGAGGGCUGCCGGCUCAGGGCCAGUGGGACCAGCUGUUCUCCGUGGGAGAAGUUAACACGGUGGCUCAGGACAUAACAGAGGCCGUGAUCCACAUCCUCCACGAGGCACUGAACCGCAUCCCCGGCACCCCCAAAAGUUCCACCCUACCCGCGAGGCGUCAGACUCCGCGGGGCCGUUCCCACACUCCCGACGUGGCCAAAGAGGCGCCAUAUAAAAAACCUUUGAACAUAUGGUUUGACAGUGAGAAGAAAGUGAAGUAUUUGUCUUCACUUGACGUAGGCCCUGAAACCCCUUCCCUGUUCGGGUCUGAGGCAUGUGAGCCGAAGGCUGUAGAUGACAUCUCGGGGGACAUCAUCGACACGGUGUUCAAGAAGCUGAAGGGACUCAUUUACCCAAAACUGCACAAAAGCCAGAGCCCGCGGGAAGCCGACGACAGCAAGCCCCUCCGAGGCAGAGAGUUCUCGGCUGACACUGACGACGCGGAUCUCAGCAAGGACACCAAGGCCUCCCCAUUGCUGACUUGCAUUUGCGAGAUGUUGUCAAGCGCACAUUCCGACCGGAGCAGCGUCUCCCUCCCUCCCGAUGAGCCAAGGCCUUCGGUGGCGUGUGGGCCGGACGGUAUUGGCAAACCAUCCACGCUUCCAAGUCGGCAGGAGAAACAAGCUUUUUACCAAUACUUGGCGACUCCAUGUGCCAUCCACAGCGACCCCCGUGGAAAAGACCUCAAAGACAAGGGCAAGCUGCAAGUGCUGGACAGCAUUGGGGAAACCCUGUACGAGCUGCUGUGCAAGCUCCUGGGCGCCCGCCCGGAGGGCCAGCCGCCCCGAGAGAAGGCGAGUGAGAACCGGGGAGUGGCCACGAAGCUGCAGCCUAGCCUCCAGCUCCUCUCCCAGACCAUCCUGGACGGCAUCCUCGCGAAGCUGUGCAGGGUCGACGCGGACACCAGCUGCGCGGGUUCUGGGAUGACAGCUGCCUCCGAGUGCCCGGAUAUCGAUAACCUAUCGUUCAAGUCGAUCAUUGAGGAAAUGGCCAAGUGCACCGACAUCAUCUCCGGCAUCGUGUCCAGGAUGCUGCGGGAGAGCAACAGAGAGGAGACGGACAGGGACGCGAAAACCGUUGCUCCCGGGCCUUGCAAAACAAGGAGCACGAGGGAAACGCAUCCAAACAGCCUGACGGCCAUGGCCACCGACAUCCUCAACGGGGUGUUUGCGAAGCUGGAAGGGUUUGCCAGUGGCAACCUAGGAGCCCUGGACCCCAUCAGCAAGGGACACAAGACCCGCGCCCAGGUGGACCUGCAGCGCGACGGCGCCAGUGAGGCCGUGGACGCCUGCGAGGAGCUGCUGCGCUCGGCGCUGUACGUGCACGCCAAGAAGGCGUCCGGCACCAUCCUGAAGGCCAUCCAGACGGAGCUCGGCGGGAGCCCCGGGGACCUGCGGGCCAGCACCAAGAGCCCUUCCCCGGAGAGACAGCUUCUGAAGAACGUGAUCAACUUGAUUUUAGACGUGGUGUCCCCAGAUGUGCUGGACGACCCCGAAUCCGAAGAGAGAACCAUGGAAUCCUGCGGGUACCGGCCGACCUACGGGAACUUCCUGCCCGGAGGGGCCGAGCCAGACCCGUGUCUAGAAGACGCUGCGCCUGCGGAGAAGGAAUUCGGAGCCGAGGGAACCCUCCCGAGGGGAGAAACGCAACCCGGUUCUCUGAGGCAGUGGGUUCUGGAAAGGACCCUAAACAAAAUCGAAGGGAAACUGAAGGAGCCACAGAAAUCUCCCAUCGUGCCCAUCAUCAGGAACAUUUUGAACGAGAUUUUCCAAGGGGCUCUGGUCAACCAAUUAAACGUGCUUUCUCUCUCCUGCCCUCCGCUGGGGGGCGCCCCGCAUGAGGUGGGUGGCGAGCCGCUGGCGCCGACGUGGGUCCCCUUCAUCGACCAAAGGACGGGCCCCUUGGUGUCCGAGGCCGACGUCACCAUCGUGGUGGCUGAUGUGGUCACGACUGUGCUGCAUAAGCUUUACGCAGCGGCCAUGACGCAGAGAAACGCUGGUGAAAACAGGUACAAAACCAUCACCUUUUCAGCGAAUGUUUCUUUCCACGUCCCCGCCUGCGCGGAAGAGUCCUCAGUCGCUGUGCUGGAUGGGAAUCCGUGUCCUGUCCCGCCCAGACUCAACGCCAAAGGAAACGUGGCUGAAGACAUCAUCCAGGAGAUACUGACAAACCUAGAAACCUUCGCUACUUACAAAGUAAAAUCUCUCUUUUGUCCCCAAAUCAAGUUCACGGUCCCAGUGGCUUUCCCUGUGCAGCCAGGUAGGAGCAUUUUGAGCAAAGCGUUGUCCGCCAAAGGCCUGUAUCCAGAUGAUGGGUUUUCUCCCUGCUCCGUGGAUCAUUUUCUGGAAAGUACCAACUCGUGCCAACUUUCUUUAAACAAACUAAACACACAUGCAACAGAAGUGGCCAGGAAGAUUUUACAAGGCAUCAAACACGAGUUAGAUAAAGAAAGGGAAAGUCCUUUCUUAACACACAACAUCGUGGUUUCUGAAGGGAUCGCAAGUCAGAUCGUGAACACGGUGUUAGAGAUCGUCUCGUCCAGAGGCAAGUUUGACAAACACGAUUCCGACGAAGAGCUUCACUCAGGUCUGCAGGAAGGCGUCAUUGAGAGGAUGUUCAACAGGACUGAGUAUCGCAAAGGGCUUCAGUUCCAAAUACAGGAUGUCAUGGAAGGCAUCCUGUGCGACAUUUAUGAAAAAACGCUGCAUCAAAACAACCUGGCCUUCGCCACGCCCACGCCGAGAGGCCUGCCCGCCGGGGAACACCCAGCUGCCGACGCCGGGCUGUCCCUGGAGGGUGCCAAUGCGAUCGUCCCACCACUUUCUGUCCCCAAGUCGGACGUCAUGCUGAUCUCCAACGACAUCGUGGACCUUGUCCUGCAUAACCUCAGCUCCGCUGUCACGCUCGGCACAAAACCAGAGCACGCUCCCCCGGGCCGGCUGCCCCUUCCCUCCUGUGACGUGUUCCCACAGAUAGGGUGCCAGCUGCCUCCGCUCACGGGCUCACAGAGCAGAGGAGACACAGAGCGUUUUUCAUCGUCAAACAAUGUGAGGCCCGCGUAUGCUGUGGCGAGUCAGAUAACUGUGGUAGGGAGGGAAGACCCCACAAGGCCCGCCCCUGACCCCUGUGAGGAAAACGCUCACUUCAUCACCAAAACGAUCGUCAACCAGCUAGAAUCUUUCGCCACCAAAAGAAUAGACUCAUUAAUUACUCUUGCUUCCCAGCCCACAGAGCAGUCCUUUGCUAGCCCUGGCCUGGAGCCCUGUGAGCCCGAGGACAGCGUUUUUCGUGAGCCAAGCCAAAGGGCGUCCAAUGUGAACGUCCUGAAACUAUCAACGGAAACUGUUCUCAGCCACAAACUUGCAGAUCCUGCGUUUCUGAGUUACGGACAAAAACGGGGAUCCACCAUUCACCUCUCCCAAGCCAGCCUUAAGGAAUACGCGGACGUCAUCGCCAGUGUCAUUCUGAAGCUUAUUAAAAACGACUUGGACCUGGAAAUCCAAAGGGCAUAUCUACAUCCAAACAAUAUCUCCUUCCAGGAAAACGUCAUUGUGAGUGAGAUUGUCAACAACACCUUAAAGGUUUUGAACGCUAAGAGGUCUGUAAAUGAAGUUCAGUUUUACACAAAAGACCAUCCUGGCGCAUUUGCACCGUUAGCUGUACCCAAGGAAAUGCUGUUAGGACAAAGAGAGCUGGACCAAAACACCAAGUUAUCUCUGUUUUCACAGUACCCAUUCGAACAAAACCAGCGGGCAGUGGGGAAGGAAAGCCAGAGCGUUGUUUUGGAGGAAAUAUUUAUGAGAGGUGGGGAAUCCAAGCAAAAAGAAAGGGCUGCCUUGCUCGCUCCAGUGAGAGAGGUUUUAAGGAAAGUGCACCAACAAGUAAUGAAAACCAAAGGCCACCUGCCUCCAUUCAGUGAAGCCCCCCAGGCGGCAUCUAGCUCUAAAGCUAAAACAUCAGACGUAACGCACAAAACCUUCGUCCAGUCCCACAUUAAUGGCGUAGCCAACGACAUAGUCGAGAGUGUGUUGGGGGAAAUGUAUGCGGUGGUUGUGACCUCCUUACAUGAGAGUCACCAAAAGGAAACCUUCGAAGACAAUGGCACCUUCCCUCAGCCACCGCCGUGCGUGGGAGAAGCGAAACAAGCCGGGAGAGGAAGUAAUUCCACGGGGUACUUGAUGCCACGGGCCUAUCCUUCCCCAGGCGACCCAAACACCCCCCUGUUUGAAAGCAGUUUCCAGCAGCACUCGCCGCUGCAGGUGGGGAAGGAGUUGGUCCAAACGGUGCUCGAUAAGAUCACACAAUUUGCCUCAAGCCUUAAAGUGAACCUGAAGGGCAGCCUCCAGCCAGGUUUUAAAACAAGUGUAAAAGCAAAGUCAAAAGUGACUUCUCUGCCUAAUUUGAAGACAAAGCUGCCCCUGGGCCCUGGUGGUGCUAAGGCCAGAAGCAAGACCAAGGUGGGGACCGGGGAGAGGCCUCCGAAGAGCAGCCAGUCCAAGACCUGCCUGGGGCUGCCGCACACGCUCACCGCCGGGGACGCCAAGGGCAGGCGGGGCGCCAGGCUGCCCGCCGCAGACCUGAGGGCGCACGCCACGUACGUGACCAGCGUGAUCCUGGAGACGACCGUGACCGAGUUUGAAAAGGCCACGCAAACGAGAGCCAUGGUCAGUGUGAAGGCGCUGCCGUUUGACCAAAUCGGGGCAGCAAACAGGAUCGUUCGCGCCGUCCUGCAAGGGGUGUGCGCACCGGGCAGCCACAGCCUGGCCGCUCCGAGCACAUUCUCGGCUCCGGCCGACCUCAAGCCUUCCGUGGGGCGCCCGGGCGCAGGGGGCUUCGCCGAGACGCAGGCCUGCUUCUACUUGGAAAAUGUCUCUUCCCAACUCGAGCAGAUCUUUCCCAAGGACGGGAUAUUUAAAAAAAUGUUUGACAAAUGGCAGGCAGAAGCAAAUGACAUGGAAAGUGAAAAAUGUAACUUGCUGGUAGUGGCUGAAAAUGUUUUGACUGUCAUUUCAAUGAAAUCGAAGGAAUUGGAAUAUUACCUUUCCUUCUUAAAUCUGACGCACCCCGAAGACUGGGAAAGCAGGCUCCAUCACCGCCUUCAAGGAACGUCAGUGCGAGCGGAGGCCACCAAGGCACAAAUCAGUAUGUUCUCGAGGGAAAUCGUGGAAAUGCUCCUUGAGAAACUACAGCUGUGCUUUCUGUCCCAGAUACCCGCCCCGGACAGCAAGGAAACUCCAGCACGUAGGAAGGAACACGCCGCUCAGAGCAAACACGGCCUUCCGGCCAAGGACGUCCCCAGCGGUGCGCCCAUCUACUACAUGGACGCAAAGGACCACAUGUCCCUGGGCUCCACCAAGCAGGUUGUCCUCGACAUUGUGGAAAGGGUGCUGGGCAUCCUGGAGGCGUUUGUAGACCUGCAGUUCAAACACACCUGCAAGUACGAAUUUUCCGAAAUAGUGAAAAUGCCGGCAGAAAACCUGUUUCCGGCCCAGCAGAGGCUGCUAAGCGAAAAGAUGCUGCCCGAGCUGCAGUCGCUGAGGAAGCCUGCUGAUGACUGCAGGCGCAGUGCUCUGAUUCCCAAGGAAAAUGUGCAGCACGUUUUUCUGCAGGUCCACUCGUUCCAUUCAGAAUUGCUUACCUGCGCUGUGUCCAUCACCAGCGACAUGCUGGGUGUCCUCAAGGACAAGCUGGACAAGGAAAUAGGCCACGCGGAGCCGCCGGGCAGCGCGCUGCCGGAGAACGUGGCGGCGAGCGAGAUCAUCGGGGCGCUGAUGGACCAGUGCACGCACGUCAGCGAGUCUCUGAUCAGAAACCUCCCCAGUCUGUUCCCAGGAGUGGAAAACACCUACAUUGUUAAUCAUCUUGCCUUCGCCACUGAUAUGAAAAUCCCCAAGUCAAAGGAAGUUCAUUUUGGGAACGGGCCUCCUCCACGGGUUCGCAUUCCUGGUUUGGUGUUUGAUCCUGAAGACGACACGAAGAAAAGGUGCAGGGGCCCACCCAACGUAGCUUCCUAUGCCAGAGCCCCCGGGGAAGGCCCAGGCAGAAGCUCAGAGCCCAGGGAAAGGCCUGACUCAGGGAAUGCGCCAUCCUCCUCUAGAAACCAGGGCCCAGACCACGGCCCCAGGGAAUGGUCAUUUGAUCAAGCCACGCCCGAAGGCAGUAUCUUACAAAAACUGACUAAACGGGUGACUGAGUCCACAGAAGAAGCAUUGAAGCAAGGCCUGUCCUUCAUAGAAAUGCGAAAAGCUAAAAACCCAAAAGUGUUUCAUUAUGGGACCCCAAAGCCCGUUGGUGGGCCUAACCAAACUCAGACAACUGUUUCUCCACUCAAGAUAUGUUUAGCGGCAGAAAAUAUUGUCAAUACUGUGUUGUCAAGCUAUGGGUUUCCUAGUCAACCACCCAUUAACGAAAGCACAGAGAGGAUGAAACCAUUUUUCACGUCCACACCAAGCCCUGCAGGACAAAAGGGGGAGAAGAAAAGUGUGUCCGCCACGUGGGGUGACAGGACCCGCUGCGUCCCCAGGGGAAGAAGCAAAAACCCAGAAGCCAGCAGGGGAGACUUUUCUUUAUUGCAAAAGUGGGAGAAGAGCGACCCAAAGGUAAAGGCUGUGAAAGAAUCUGAAGUCAUUGCUUUCGCUGAUCAUGAGCUGGGUCCAAAUGAAAUCAAUUUGGUAGCAAGACAUGUAACCACAUGUGUGGUCACAUAUUUCCAGAACUUCAAAACCAGAGUGUCCAGUGAGAAGAGGUCUAUUGUUUCUGCACUGUCAAAGAAAACAUACGAGUCAGAACAGCGUCUAAGAAGCAUAUAUAAUGAUUCUUCGCUUUGCCAACUUUGUGAACAUCUCACUGAGUCUGUCAUUUGCCAUUUAAUUUCGAGCAUUUCUGAUGGCAUCCGAGGUGGCAGAGAAAGUGCGAAGGCAUGGGAAAGCCAAAAUUCAGGAUGUAACAAGAUUAUUUCUAUUGAUUCUCAAGUAUUUGAAAACAGGUCGAUUUCUAUUGGAGAACUUGCUUUAAGUAUUUCUGAAAUCAUUACUAAAAUCCUUUGCAAUAGUAACAUUAUAGAGCCUGACAUUGCACAGCAAAUGUUUUCUUUAAAAACAAAGUACAUUUAUUGCCCAGGAGUCACUGCUACUGACUUUGACCAUAUUUUCCAGGAUCUCUUAAUAGGAGUGAUUCACGUACUGUCCAAAGUGAUAGGAAUAACUCAUCACCUUGAAAGCAAUGGAAGAAGUAAACCAUUGUCCAUGCUUAGAAGCAAUAGUGUGUCCAUGGGCAACAAAACAAACACCAUGAAAAGACAGAUAAGUUGCAGAAACUGGGAAUCAUCUACUCACCCAGAUGAACGUCCCAUUCAAAAUGAGAAAUUAAACUAUCUGGCACACAAGUUAGACAGUAUCGUCAGUAGCCUGAAAACGCGUGAGUCCAAAGAGGUGGUCAAUAAGGUCUUCAAUAUUGUUUUAGAUUUAUUUUUACCAGAUGAACGCAGAGGUGAGGCUGUGGAUUCUCAUGAAAAAGCAAGAAAACCUUUAUCGUCCUCAAGUAAUAACUUAGGGCUCACCCCCAAAUCCGUUUUUCUUCUCAAUGUCGUGUGUGAGAAACUUAUCAGAACGCUUUUGGAAAAAUGCACCAACACUGCCUUUCUCGAUCACGGCCCUCUUUCUGAUGAAAUGUCUGCAGAAGAAUGUCAGCUUUUAAAAAUGCUUCAAAGUGUAGAAGACGAGGGCUUUGGUGACUGUAAGGGGGCAAUGGGCUGUGAACAGUCCCAAGGAGAUUAUAUGUCAGAUCUUUUGGAAAAUCUGGCAGAAAUGGAUACAGAUGUGUCGCCAUCGGACUCUAUGCUCACCCUCGUUUCCCACACCUUGGUGAAGUCCCUGAUGGACAAACUCUGUCACAAUACUGAGCUCCCUCACAGCCCGCCCAGUGCAAGCCAGCACCUGAAGGGUAGAACACAAGAAAGACAGUCGGGUCUUAUAAAAGCAAAAAGGCCAGAAUUAGCAGGAUUCAGACAAGGUAAAGGUUCUGCCGGCUUCACCAGCUGUGACAGUCGCGCCCUGACCAGAUCCCUGAAUCUCUCCAGCAAGGUCCGCUCCAAAACCCAGGCACCGUUUGGCAGGAAGUGUUCAGUAAGCUCCUCUUCUGUGACACCUCGCAGGAGGCAGGAAACAGCCAUCCAUAGCAAGCUACACCUGGGGAGUAGGAGCACCGGUGUUUAUUCGGCCACAUUUUUGGAGGAAAUCAUUUCAGAACUGUUUUUCGAUCUCUCCACUUCCCUGUGGGGCAAAAAUGAAAGCAUCACGGAGGCCCAGCUCAGUGAGAUGAACACACUGCUUGUCCACAACGUGGUGCGGGAGUUUGCGCGCGCGCAGAUCGCUGUUCUGCGGAAUGUGGAGGAGAGGCUGUGCUUCCCGCCAGUCCAAAAGGAAAGGGUACGUAGGGUUGUUGACUCGGUUUACCCCGACGUUUUGCAGAAAUAUCAAUUGAAGGUGACCUGUGGUGUGAAUCUGGCGCAUGACAACUCCUCACUAGCAGGACAAAUAGCGAACGGCAUACUGUUAGAGAUCGUGGACUACCAACUCCCACCCUGCUUCCGGGAGAAGCUCAGCCCGACCUCCUGCUGCCCCCUUGAAGCGGAAAUCAUCCUGCAGAAACUACAAAGGGCCCUGAGAGAAUGCGCUUCCAGAUCCAGGUCUGCGGGAGGCUACAGCACCAGGGUGUCGCACUCCUUUCUAGAGGAUAUCAUCAGGAGGCUUCUCGCCCAACUCACUGCUCCACCCAGUAGGGCUUCCUCUCUGGGGAGAAAAGAGUUCAUGAGUUCAGACUUCAGUGAAAUGUCUAACUGUAUCAUAAAUAAGGUUCUAUCAGCCAUUUCAAAACACAAAAUUUGGCUCACUAUAUGUGACAAUCCACAGCUAUGUGCAGGGAAAAACACCCAGAAGAUGGUGGAUUCUGUGUAUCGGAACAUUAUGCAAAUGCCUGAUUCUCUCAUCUCAAUCCAGAACAGCCUGGUGAGCCGAAGCCCAGUUAUGGUGGACCGAAUAGCCAGUUUUAUUAUCCAAGAGAUUAUUGAAAACCAUCUUCAACCAUUUUUGUGUGAAGAAGGUUUGCACCGUCCAAAUACUCCACUGGAUGCAGUAUCGAACAUGGUUAAACGGGUCCUCAGUGAGGUCACAGAGUCGCACAGGCCCAAGAGGCCCUCCCCCUCAGGUGUUCGCCCUGACACAUUCAUAGGGGAAAUUGUGGCCAGACUUGUAUCAAAGAUAUUCAGCUCCAAGCAGAACACUGACAAUGAGCUGGAAAACAUGACACAAAAAAUAGUGAACUCGAUAACCACCCACUUCAACAAACCUACAACUCACAUCCUCAGUGGCGGCAAGAAGGGCGCCUGCCCCUCCGUAGGCACAGACAUGGUGGAUGAGCUCGUGUCCUCUGUUUACAGAAACGUGUUACAGCAGCACGGGCUAGACCCUGAGGCUGACAGGAAGUCUGAAGACAGCGAGACUUUUGUGGAAAACAUCACCAAUUUAACUGUAGCGGCCAUUUCUGAUUACCUUCUUCACCCGCUGUUCUCUGGCGAUUUGUCAUCUUCCUGUUCUAUUUCCACAGCUGAGAACAUCAUCCAGGACAUCAUUAGUAACAUCAGCAAACCCACCAUGCCAAGCCCGAGUUUAUCUCCAUAUAAUACCUUGCUGCCAUACACGCUUUUAGAAGACAUGAUCAGAGUACUAUUAUCUAGAAUCUUUUCUUCUGCAUCCGACUUUGUUCCAAACACAGAAACUCUAAAAGACAGGUCAAGAGUGAAUUUCAAUGAAAUUGCUUCAAAUAUAAUCAGUGAUAUUAGGAUGAAAAUUUCUCAACAUGACAUCCAGUUCUCAAAAGAUGAUGAAGAAACCAAGUUUGUUUAUUCAGAAGAUGAUGUCCAGCACCUUGUGGACUCCGUUUUCGAAAACAUUUUACAAAAUUCCGAGUCUCAGGAAUCGCAACAACAUCUUCAGCCCUUUGUGGACCGAAAGGCAUUGCCUGCCCCCACAGACUCUCACCCUGACGGCGAGUGGAGGCCAUGGCCUCCUGCCCAUGUUUACUCGGCAGCAUUUUUGGAAGACGUGAUCUUUGGAGUUUUAAGGAAAAUAUUCCACAGGGUGUUGGGCAUUGUGCAAACAAAAUCCGCAAGAGACUCAGAAGAUGAGCUUUUGGAUAAAGCUGGGAAACUCAUACAUCUGAUAGCAGAAGAGUUGUCAAGAGCCCCGGUCCGCAUCCUGGAGAACGCCGAGGAGCAGUGCCGUUUGCCAACAGUGGAGAGAGAUGUCCUCAACAACGUUGUGGACAUGGUGUUCAGCAAAGUGCUGCAAGAAUAUGAAAUGGACGUCCUGCCCGAUUACGAUUUCCUCCAUGACACAAAAACCUUGGCAGCAAGGGUGACUAAGAGCAUCCUGGCCCACACGUUUGAUUUCCAAAUCCACCCAAAGCUGAUAGGAAAGCUUCGUUUUAAGUCGUACGCCACACUGAACGUCGAUGUCUUGAUAAAGAGAGUCCAAGGUUACAUCGCUAAAUCAAGAUUCCAAAGGCAGGCCUCAACUAUCUACACCACCAUGUUAUCGCACACCCACUUGGAAAAGGUGGUCGCCCAGCUGCUCGCUCAGGUGGGCCCACUGGCCUCCGGUGCAGAAUGCAAGGGCACUUCCAAGUCGGAGCUAAGUGACAACGUCAUAAGGCUGAUCAACGAAAUUAUGUCCAUCAUUUCCAAACAUGCAAUCUGCAUUGUCAAACACGGCAGUGAGAAACAGAGCAUGAUCUCGGAGAAAGAUAUCCAGUCCAUGGUGGGUUCCAUCUACGCCGACCUUUCACACUCAAAGCUCUACCAGUCUCUCACAAAGGAUAAGAAAGGAAUAAGUAAGAUGCCUGUUUCGAAAAUAGCAAGUUUUAUCAUAAAAGAAAUAUUUAACCAUCAUCUCCAGUCAUUUUUACCUGGAGAUAAAACAUGCCUCUCCGCUGCAGUUGAUCAUGACGAUAAACAGAGAGCAGCCGACAAUCAGCAAGGAACCUUGGCUUUUGUGGUGAACUCGGCUGCCUUCCUGGAGGAGGUCAUCGCAGAGCUGCUGUGUAAACUCCUGUACGCGUUCUCACACAACGUCUUGGGUACUGAGCACCCAGACAUAGUGAAAGUGAAAAUUACUGACAUUGUGACAACAUUAGUAAAAUCAAUCGUUCUGGAGUUCACCACGUCGGAGAUUGUAGUUUCGAAUUAUUUCGAUAAUGAUAUGUGUUCUUCGGCAAGAUACAAAGAAAUGGUUCAAAACACAGCCAACCUGGUUUAUGAAAAGAUAUUAGGUGAAUACAAAUCUCUGAUUCAAGUCUACAAGGUUAUGCAAAGUGACACGACUUCUUUCGGCAGGAAAAUUUAUCACUUACUAUUGGAAGAAAUUUAUCAUCAUCAGAUGCAGUCGUUAGUGUCAGGAGAACUGGUGUCGUCUUCCUGUUCUUCCCUUCAAACCGAAAACAUCAUCAGAAACGUGCUGAACGUCGUCGCGAAGGCCGGCCCGGCCAGCCCGUGCGUGACGGUGCUGCCGCGCGCGCUGCUGGAGGACAUCGUUUCCAAGCUCAUAGCGAACAUCUUCCCUCCCACCCGCACGGAGGGCGAGCUCGGGGAGGGAGGCGCUUCACCCGAUGACGAGUUUGUGGCUGCAGCUUCAAAACUGACGGAUGAAAUUAUCAAAGAAAUCACGGAACAUGAAAUCCGUCUUGCCAGGGCGGAGGAGAACGCCGACAGCACCCAACUAGACAUGAUUGAGAACUUGGUUGACUCGAUAUGUAAUAAUAUCUUGAAAAAAUCUGAAUUUCAAGCGGAAGUGCAAAGAGAUGCAGACAAAAAAGCAGGCUCGUUCCUCAGCAAAGUCGCAAGUUUCGUUAUGAAGGAAAUUAUGGACCAUCAUCUGAAGCCAUUUUUACAGGGUGACGGGGGCUCUGCACUCACCAAACCUGGGAAAGAAAAGACUCAGACCUCCCUCUACUCAGCUACAUUUUUGGAAGACGUAGUGGUUGACCUUGUUCGCAAAUUUUCUUCCCUUCUAAGUAUUACCGAAGAACCUAAGAAAAAAGGGAUGUCGGAGACAGAGCUUGUGGGGUUGGCUAUAAAAUUUGCAAAUUCUCUGAUAAGAGAAUUCAGGAAAAGUGAAAUUAAAGUUGUACCGAAUGCUGAAGAAGUCUUUGCUUUCCCACCAAUUGAUAAAGAGACAGUGGAUAAGAUAUCCAACUUUGUAUACGAUCAGUUCAUAGGGAAGUAUGACUCCGGUGACAUGCAGAAGGAUGAUAAAGGUCACGUGCUAAUAGAAACGAUUGCUGCCUUAGCCCAAAAGGCAAUCUCUGCCUUCAAAAUUCAACCCCUGUUUUCAGGAGACUGGUCUUCCACCUUCUUUUCAUUUCUAAAUCCAGAUCACAUCACCCAAAGGGUUCAACACCUGCCACAGAAAACCACGGCACCGAGUAGCACGCGCCUCCGAGGAAACCAACUUACGUUUUCAGAGCAAUCAUAUAAAUACACUUCUCCAACCUCAGUCCGGAAACACGUGUUGGGAACUUUGGAACUAGACCAAGGAACAGCAAGUAGAAAGAAAAGUGUCCAGAGUGAGGAGGCGCCUGUGAAAAAAGGCGAGACCCAAGAGCGGAGAGUCACCUCUCUAACCAGAACCAUGAGAUGCAACCUGCUUAACCUGCUGCCAGGGGCAGCUGCAGGGGUGGCAACUAAAAAGAAAGAGAAUGAAAAUAAAAUGACAAUUUCAAUUAAAAAUUAUACUGAGAAUGUAUCAACAGUUACAUCUCCAACUACUAGUGUGAAAAGUAAAGAUAGUCAGAAGUCAGAUUUGAAGGGAGCACGUAAAAAUGAUGAAACUGAGAAGAAAAGCAAAUCAGUGUCAACAGACGGAGAGAAGCAACGUAAUGAGGCAUACACACAGACUCCAGGAGCUCCCGGUGAGACAGAGUGGAAGGAGGAAAUGGUUGGACCAGAUCUGGACACAAACAAACAGAAGAUUGACAAAACAAGAGGAAAUGCAUUGAGAAAAGAAGACGAGCCCUGUCCAUUACCUUUGACACCCAAAAAAGUGGAAGCGAAGGAAAUCAAAAAUGAACCCAGGAAACCGGACAGUGCUCAGUACCCACCGAAAAGUAAGCCUGGGAUUUUCCCUGCUAAACUUUUAGAGGAUGUUAUCAUCGAAAUGGUUAACAAGUUGAUCUUCUGUGCCUCACUAGAAGCACAAACAUCUGAUAGAGGCCAAAAUGUCAGUGACGGCCAACAUCAAGCCGACCUCUAUGACACAGCCACGAAGCUCAUUGAUUUGCUGCUGAAGGAGCUGUCCAAGGCUCAGAUUAAGGUAUUUAGGCCAGAAAAGGAAGGCCUGCCAGUCCCUCCCGGAGGUAAAGGGUCAACCGUUCCUAAAGGGCCUCCUGAGCAGAGAGAGCCAAGGGCAGAGGGAGCCUCACCUCCCACUAAGAAAGCAACGGGGGCGGCAAUGUCCCAAACGCAGAAAGUGACGAAGGAAAUCCCUCUACACACGGUGUCGUUCCUGGACAGAAUCCCGGCCAUCGAUGAGACACUGGUUAGCAAAGUGGUUCACUCUUCUGUGUGCAAUAUUUUGAAGGAAUAUAGGUCUCAAGACUCCCUUUGUCAGAAUAUAAAGAGCAACGGGGGAAAUUUAGCGAGAAAACUGACCAGCAAAGUGAUCAAUGAAAUUUUUCAGCAGCAGCUGAACUUGGAGCCCAGCGAUGAGGUCCCAUCUUGGGCAUGUCUGCCUCUGGAAUGUAAGGAUAUUGUCAAGAAGGUCCAGAAGGCGGUGCAGACAGCCAGUAAAGAGUGUCAGACAUUCUCGCCAUACGCCAUCUUGCUGCCUCGCGAGUUCUUACAGGACGUGAUUUCUGCUCUUUUACAGAAGGUUUUCUCAGUCACACCCAAAACCAACGCAGUCCCCUCGGAGGGCAGGUGGCUCCCAGAACUGGAUUUCCUGAAAAUGAAGUUACUGGGCACCAUCAUGACCGAGAUCGUCAAGGACAAAGACGUGACCAUUCAGUAUGUGGAGUCCUUACACCCCAACGACGACGAGGUCAUCCAGCUGGUGGCCCUUUCUAUUUAUGAGAACCUCUUGUCCCGGUUCGGCUCGCAGGAGAUUAUACAAAACUGUGUAGCCAGCAGCUGCAGAAUCCUCUCCGAGACCAUCGUGGAGCUGGUGCUGCGAGAGGUGUCCGGGAACCAGCUGCAGAGCUACUUCUCGGGAGAGCUGACCCCGUGUCAGUGCGCAGAAGUGGACAGCAUCAUUGAGAACAUCCUCAAGGACGUCCUCCGCAACACGGACACGCCCCGGCCCCAGCCUGCGCCCGCCCACAGGCUGCCUUACAACGUCAUAGAGGAAAUCGCCGUCCAGUUUCUGUCCAAGCUUUUAUCUGUGUUUCCCAAGGUGGACAAGAAGAGAAACAAAUCCCUAGAAACUGAAAUGCAAAACAUCAUGUCCAAAAUAUUAACUUCCCUGCAAGAAUUUAUCUCAAAAAGUAAGAUCAAACUCAUACCCCCAGCCAAGGCCUUGGCGACUGUACCGGUAUCUGACAAUGAAACCAUCAAAAAGGUCGUCAAUUCUGUCUACACCCGGGUGUUAAAACACUCCGGCUCCCAUAUGUCCAUCUUCAAGGACUUAAUGGGGAAGAGCAAUGUCCUCUCCGACAUAAUAGGCUUCUUGAUGGUGAAGGAAAUUUCCAAUUCUAAAUUUCAACCGCAAGGAGAGGAAGAAGUAUCGAGCUCAGAACUGGUGCUGGAAGCUGUCAAAAUUAUGGAAAAGGUGGUCAAAAUUGUUGAAUUUAAGUCCCAGGACAGGUCUUCCUCCAAAAAAGGUUCCAUGUUGGAUGUCACGUGUUUAGAGGAAGCACUGGCCUUGUUCUUAGCCAAACUGGUGAAGUUGCCCAGUGCCUCCAGCAAAGAUGCCAAGAACUUAUCAAAGCCCGAGUUAAAUAGAAUUGCAUCUCAGCUGACCAAAUCUGUGUCGGCGGAGAUUUCCAAAAGUGACAUUAGUCUCGUUGCUGCUGACCCUGAGGGGCAGCUUUUAAACCCGGAAAGUGUCGAAAUGAUCUCUCAGAUUAUCGACUCUAUUUACAGCAAUGUGCUGAUACAAUCCGGGACCUACCAGGACCUUUACUACGACAUCAAAGGCACCAACAGAGUCUUCCCCCAAAAGGUGGCCAAUUUAAUCAUCGAUGGCGUUUCCAGCGUUUCCUUAGAUACAGACACCGACUGCUCCAAGGAUUCCCCUGCGGAGCACUUUGGAGAUCUAGACGUGAACAGGAUCGUCCAGAAGGCGCAAGAACAUGCUUUCAAAACGAACCCUGACACGAAGAAUGGAGCGCCCGAUCCAAACACAUCGGGAGAGGAAACGCAAAUUAAAAUCGUCCCCCACAUUGGGAACAAGCCCAUCAAAAUAGACCCCGGCAUUCUUUCCCAACACUUGGCGGUCAUCUCGGUGAAAACUGAGCCUCUGGAGAAGCUGCAGAUGGAGUGUCUGAGAAACACCGGGCACAGCAUAGCCGAAGUGAGACGAGCCUCGAUGCAGGGGAGAAGUUACUCCGCCGCAGACGCAUCUAGUGAGGAAAAGCUGAAGAAAGAGAGACGCACCUCCUUGAACAGGACGGGACGUCUGGACAUGAAGCCCUUAGAGGCUGUUGGCCGAAAUUCCUUUCAGAACAUAAGGAAGCCUGACAUCACCAAGGUGGAGCUUUUAAAAGACGUUCAGAACAAACAAGAUCUUCUCAUCCGAUUAGUAGUUCAUGAUAUUGAAGGUGAGUCAGAAAGUCACAGGGGAGAGGAGCCAACCACUGAUGACUAUGAAUUUGUGCUGAGAGAGGACAUAAGAGAAGCAAGCUGUGAACGACUUGAGGACGAAGCUACGGAGGCAGAUAUGGAAAGCCCGGAGGCCACCGGGAAGCCUCCAGGAGGACCGACGGGGAAGGAAAUGAAGUGGCCCGCCGCCGAGCUGGACCAGCCCACCCGCUCCUCCGUCCUGGCUGUCACCAACUCCUCCUGGGGAAAUGAGCCGCAGUGUGAGAAAGGAGACAGGGAGUCCACGGAGCCGAUCCAUCACCUCAUACACAGGAUUAUGAGCACGUCGUCCUACAACCAGGAGGACCUGGGCUCACCUGCCAGUGAGACCAAGGACUGUGCCCCAGACACGCCUGCUCAAGCAUCAGACGAAGCCAUCAGGCCCAGAGCUUCCAAGCAGGGGUCCAAGAUGCUGGCCCGGGUCACAUCGGUUCUGUCCAAGGUGUUUUCUCGCACCAGCAGCAGCGCGUCCAAAGCUGCGUCGUCCCCGCCCCAGGCUGAGCGCUGA
Myotis davidii is the source of this 19131-nucleotide messenger RNA. It is a transcript of the gene FSIP2, whose product is annotated as fibrous sheath interacting protein 2. The transcript is spliced from 19 exons. Lineage: Eukaryota; Metazoa; Chordata; Mammalia; Chiroptera; Vespertilionidae. Bases 1 to 19131 code for a protein of 6376 amino acids. The record is from RefSeq and is a predicted model, not a curated record.